UAUAUUUUAUUUUCUCUACAGAUGAUUCAGACCAUCCGGACUCUAGUUGAAAAUGCAGAUAGCUUAUAUGAGAAGAUAGUGCAAUGUCAGAAAGCAGCAAUGGAGUUUCAUGAAAACCUGCACAAUAUAGGAGCAAGAGAAGGCUUAAAAGAAAGAAAACUGCAAAAAUCAGUAGAAAGCUUUACAUGGAAUAUUACAAUUUUAAAGGGACAAGCUGAUCUUCUCAAAUAUGCUAAAAAUGAAGCACUGGAGAAUCUGAAACAAAUCCAUUAUGCCACUCUUUCAUGUGGACUCAAUAAGCCAGGCACUGAAAACGCUGAAAUCUCAAAGCCCCGUCGAAGCCUGGAGGUCAUACCUGAAAAAGCAGGUGAUGAAAAUGGCGAAUGAGAGAACUCUCAUCUCGUAAUUAUGGAGUUUAUAACUCUGUGACCAAUUGUAGCUGCAUAGGACAUUUGCUUUGCACUUACUGUUGAAAAAUAUUUGGAAUCUUCAAAGCACAACUGGAGAAGCUAAUUACAAUCUAUUGAAACUGUGAAUGUAUGUAGCAACUCUGCUUGUGAAGGCAAUGAUAUUGUGUAACAUGGAAAUUACAUUAUUGGCCACAACGUAGUAUGUAUGUAAAAGAUACUGUAAUUCAGUCAUAGCGUGCUGAAAAGUUUAUUAUAGUGCCAUAGAGAAGUGAAUGUUUUUUAAAUGAGCUAUGAUUAGAAAACAGUUCACAGAAUGUGACGAGUUGCCUUGAUUUUCAAAAAGAUAGAUGUGUGGGUUCUCUGUUUCUUUGCACAGUUCCAUAAUUGUGCUAGCAAAGUGAAUUAUUGUGCGCCUAACUUUUGAAAAUCAGGUCCGAAAAAGUGGGAUCCACGUGUUUCACACUAUACGUAAUUCAGCCGCUCAGAUAUUUGGAUUUGAAGUGUUAUUGAUUUUAUUGUUGAGCCAUAAAUUACAACGAGAAUGUAAUUAGACAGUGAUCACUGACUUCAGUGCACUAUAGGAGAGCCAUUAUGUAAAAGGAAAAUGUGCAAUCAAUCUGAUAGCUUAUGUCAGAAAAAAGAUUCAUACCUAUUUUGCCUAAGAUCUUCUGCAAAUGUGUGUAGAUAAUGUGACCAAACUGCAAGCAAAAUGUUGUAAAUAGUUUUUCAUUUUGUGAAGUGAAGUGCUCAUCUUAAAAAGUUUUAUGAGAUUGCUCCUAGACAAGUAAAGCUUUUAACUAAAUUUUAACUUUUUUAUUUUUCAAGUAUUUUCUUCCUUGCGGAAUACGCGAUAUCUCAAUAAGCAGAUUUGUCAAAAAAAAAAAAAAUUUGCUGUUCUGGUUCUGUUUGUUUGGUUUUAUGACGACAUUAGGUAAAGGUAUUGUAGCUGAUAUACUCAUUGUAAAAUGACUAUACCAACCUAGAGUGUUCUCUUACUGUUCCUGAUUUAACAAUAAAAUGGACUAUAUAAUUACAGAAGCUAAUAAAUUUGAAGAAAAACAAGCAAAA
Meleagris gallopavo (turkey) is the source of this 1478-nucleotide messenger RNA. Lineage: Eukaryota; Metazoa; Chordata; Aves; Galliformes; Phasianidae. The record is from RefSeq and is a predicted model, not a curated record.